This is a messenger RNA of Acromyrmex echinatior (Panamanian leafcutter ant), 853 nucleotides long. It is a transcript of the gene Git, whose product is annotated as ARF GTPase-activating protein GIT1. The record is from RefSeq and is a predicted model, not a curated record. NCBI's taxonomy places the organism in Eukaryota, Metazoa, Arthropoda, Insecta, Hymenoptera, Formicidae. Gene Ontology annotation, biological process: brain development; synaptic vesicle recycling; regulation of ARF protein signal transduction. Gene Ontology annotation, molecular function: GTPase activator activity; small GTPase binding. Gene Ontology annotation, cellular component: synapse.
AGGAAACAUUUACACCAAUCGCUAAAGGUCUUCCGUCCAUGGUAGAAGUUUUAAAAAAACAAUUGACCUUAUCCGAAUCAACCGUACGAGAUCUUCGCGAGCAGGUACACACCCUGCAAACUGCCAUUGAGCAACUCACUCAAGAGAACAAUGAGUUAAAGCAUAUGCUACAAAUCAAAGGUUCCAGUGAUGGAAACAUGAAUGGGCAUGUUGUUGGAGAACAGGAACCUGAAUUAGAGCCAGUACAUGAUAUCAAAACGUCUACUAUACGUGGAAAUCAACGACCAGCAUCUAUGUAUGAGACUAGAGAAGGUCUACGAAAACCAGCAUGGUCAACAACCAUUUGUCAAACAAAACGCGACACUGAAGUAUUAUCACGGAAUAACACGCAAAGUUUGUGGGAAUGUGGCCUACCUAAUCUGCCACCCAGUGAAGAAGUAACUCGACGGACAGAACAAGUUACCAGGCGAAUUCAAGAGCUAUGGAUGGCUAUGCAAGAUCCAAGCCAACGGGAAGCCUUCGUUCCUUGCGCUGAGAGAAUACGUGUUGCUGUGGCCGAAUUAACAGCUAUAUUUCCUCAGAAUCCAAUUGAGGAGAAUAUCAGGUCUGCCUUACGCCAGUUAAAUGGCAAUACCGGAAGACUUCAAGCAGAAUGUUCCGGUCUUCAAAGAUGCACCAGUGAUGCCGAGCACAUGGAUCGUUGUUUGCAACAAGAUACUAGCAAAAAAAUUACAAGGCAUUGAGGAAGCUCGUUGAGAAAAUGUGAAUGAAGAUGCGGAGGGAUUGGGAAUUCCUGUGGAAGGUUGGAGGCGUAUUGAGUAAGACUGGCCAUGUUAAUUCGACUGCACCGGAA